CCGCUCAUGUCAGGCUGCGCCCGCCGCGCCGGAGGGGCCGCGGUGAUCCCUGCGGCUGGGCACGGCUCGCCGCUGGCGGCUCGCUUGCUUCCUUCAAUUUCCCUCCCCCACGACUCCCCUGCCCCAAACGUCCUUUUUUUUUUCUUCUUUUUUUAAAAAUUAUUUUUGGAGGAGGAGAAGUGCGAAAUUAGCCAAAAAUGAGCCAAAAUGUCUGAGAAAAUGUCCAGCUUUCUGUACAUCGGGGACAUCGUGUCCCUAUACGCAGAGGGCUCGGUCAACGGAUUCAUCAGCACCCUGGGGUUAGUGGAUGACAGAUGUGUGGUUCAGCCAGAAGCAGGUGACCUUGCUAACCCUCCGAAGAAGUUCAGAGAUUGCCUUUUCAAGGUGUGUCCUAUGAACCGAUAUUCAGCCCAGAAGCAAUACUGGAAAGCCAAACAAGCUAAACAAGGAAACCAUACAGAAGCAGCACUGCUGAAGAAACUUCAGCAUGCAGCAGAAUUGGAACAAAAGCAGAAUGAAAGUGAGAACAGAAAGCUGUUGGGCGAAAUUGUGAAGUAUAGCAAUGUCAUACAGUUACUGCAUAUAAAAAGUAACAAAUACCUCACAGUCAAUAAGAGAUUGCCAGCUCUGCUAGAGAAGAAUGCUAUGCGGGUGUCUCUGGAUGCUGCAGGAAAUGAGGGAUCCUGGUUUUAUAUCCAGCCAUUUUGGAAACUGAGGAGUGAAGGUGACAAUGUAGUCGUGGGAGAUAAAGUUGUACUGAUGCCAGUAAAUGCAGGGCAACCUCUGCAUGCCAGCAACAUUGAGCUUCUAGAUAACCCUGGCUGCAAAGAGGUAAAUGCUGUUAACUGUAACACAAGUUGGAAGAUAACUUUGUUCAUGAAAUUCAGUAGUUACCGUGAUGAUGUACUGAAAGGAGGAGAUGUUGUCAGAUUGUUUCACGCAGAGCAAGAGAAGUUUCUGACCUGUGAUGAAUAUGAGAAGAAACAACAUAUUUUCCUUCGUACUACAUUACGUCAAUCAGCCACUUCUGCAACAAGUUCUAAAGCACUGUGGGAAAUAGAGGUUGUCCAUCAUGAUCCUUGCCGAGGAGGGGCAGGGCAGUGGAAUAGCUUAUUUAGAUUUAAGCACUUGGCAACUGGAAACUACCUAGCUGCGGAGCUUAACCCACACUAUCCGGAAGGUAAUAAUGACGGAAAAGCUUUGCAGAGAGACGGCGACCUUCCUGCUUCAAAGAAGAAACGCCAAGCAGGGGAGAAGAUUAUGUAUACUUUGGUCUCCGUGCCACACGGAAAUGACAUCGCAUCUCUCUUUGAACUGGAUGCCACCACUCUUCAGAGAGCUGAUUGCCUAGUUCCAAGGAAUUCAUAUGUCCGACUGAGGCAUUUAUGCACUAAUACCUGGGUCACUAGUACUAGUAUUCCCAUAGAUACUGAUGAAGAGAGGCCGGUGAUGUUGAAGAUUGGGACAUGCCAAACAAAAGAGGACAAGGAAGCUUUUGCCAUUGUAUCAGUUCCUCUAUCUGAGGUCAGAGACUUGGACUUUGCCAAUGAUGCCAACAAGGUUUUAGCAUCAACUGUUAAAAAGCUGGAAAAUGGAACAAUAACCCAGAAUGAAAGGAGGUUUGUAACCAAGUUACUGGAAGAUCUCAUUUUCUUCGUUGCGGAUGUGUCUAAUAAUGGGCAGGAAGUCUUGGAUGUGGUCAUUACCAAGCCAAACCGUGAACGACAAAAACUAAUGAGAGAACAAAAUAUAUUGGCCCAGAUAUUUGGGAUCCUCAAAGCUCCUUUCAAGGACAAAGGUGAAGGAUCAAUGCUGAGACUUGAAGAUCUAGGUGAUCAGAGAUAUGCUCCGUACAAAUACAUGUUAAGGUUAUGUUACAGAGUUCUGAGACAUUCCCAGCAAGACUAUAGGAAGAACCAGGAAUACAUUGCAAAGAACUUCUGCGUCAUGCAGUCCCAGAUUGGUUAUGAUAUUUUGGCAGAAGACACCAUCACAGCUUUGUUGCACAACAACAGAAAACUGCUAGAGAAACACAUCACGGCUAAAGAAAUAGAGACAUUUGUUAAUUUACUCAGGAGAAAUCGAGAGCCAAGAUUCUUGGAUUAUCUAUCAGACCUGUGUGUAUCUAACACCACAGCAAUACCAGUAACUCAGGAGCUUAUCUGCAAGUUUAUGCUGAGUCCAGGAAAUGCUGACAUUCUCAUUCAGACGAAGUUGGUCUCAGCACAGAUGGACAAUCCCUUGGAAUGCCCAGUUAUCUCAGAUGACAUUGAUGAUGAGGAGGUGUGGCUGUACUGGAUUGACAGCAACAAAGAACCUCACGGAAAAGCUGUCAGACAUCUGGCUCAGGAGGCAAAGGAAGGCACAAAAGCUGAUUUAGAAGUUCUUACCUAUUACAGAUAUCAAUUGAACCUCUUUGCAAGAAUGUGCCUGGAUCGCCAAUAUCUAGCCAUCAACCAGAUUUCUGCACAGCUGUCAGUAGACUUGAUCUUACGAUGUAUGUCUGAUGAAAGCCUCCCCUACGACCUCCGGGCUUCUUUUUGCCGGCUGAUGCUACACAUGCAUGUAGACAGAGAUCCUCAGGAAUCUGUGGUACCUGUCAGAUAUGCCAGACUGUGGACUGAAAUUCCUACCAAGAUCACAAUCCAUGAGUAUGAUUCUUUCACAGAUUCUUCGAGGAAUGAAAUGAAGAGGAAAUUUGCACUAACUAUGGAAUUUGUAGAAGAGUACUUGAAAGAAGUUGUAAAUCAGCCCUUUCCAUUUGGAGACAAAGAGAAAAAUAAACUUACAUUUGAGGUGGUACAUCUGGCUCGAAAUCUUAUAUACUUUGGCUUUUAUAGUUUUAGUGAGCUUCUCAGACUGACCCGGACACUACUGGCAAUUCUAGAUAUUGUUCAAGUUCCUAUGUCAUCAUACUUCGAAAGACUGAGCAAGUUUCAGGAUGGAGGAAACAAUGUUAUGAGGACAAUCCAUGGUGUAGGAGAGAUGAUGACCCAAAUGGUAUUGAGCAGAGGAUCUAUAUUUCCCAUCAGUGCCCCUGAUGUACAGCCAAGCAUCCACCCAAGCAAGCAAGCCAGCACCUCAGAGAGUGAAGAUGUAAUUGUAAUGGACACCAAAUUGAAAAUCAUUGAGAUUUUGCAGUUUAUUCUCAGUGUUAGACUGGAUUAUAGAAUAUCCUACAUGCUGUCUAUCUAUAAGAGAGAGUUUGGGGAAAACAAUGAAAACGUUGAUAGCUCUACGGCCUCCUCGCCUGACACACCAGGGAUUGCCUCAGCAGUUGUUCCUGACAUAGAUGAAAUUGCAGCUCAGGCUGAAACAAUGUUUGCUGGCAGAAAAGAAAAAAAUGCCGUUCAGCUUGAUGAUGAAGGGGGCAGAACAUUUUUACGGGUCCUCAUUCACCUCAUCAUGCAUGACUACCCUCCUUUGCUCUCAGGCGCUCUGCACCUGCUAUUUAAGCACUUCAGCCAGAGAGCAGAAGUUCUACAAGCAUUUAAACAGGUUCAGUUGCUGGUGUCUAAUCAAGAUGUGGAUAACUACAAGCAAAUCAAGGCUGAUCUUGAUCAGCUACGUCUAACUGUAGAAAAAUCUGAACUAUGGGUUGAGAAGAGCAGCAAUUAUGAGAGUGGAGAGGUGGGCGACAAUCAAACCAAAGGGGGAGAAGAACCAAUAGAGGAGCCAAAUAUUUUGAGUCCAAUACAGGAUGGGACCAAAAAACCACAGAUAGACAGCAAUAAAAGCAAUAACUACAACAUUGUUAAGGAGAUUUUGAUUCGACUUAGCAAACUGUGCAUCCAGAAUAAAAAGUGUCGGAAUCAGCAGCAACGAUUACUGAAAAACAUGGGUGCCCACUUGGUGGUCUUGGACCUUCUGCAAAUACCCUAUGAAAAGAAUGAUGAAAAGAUGAAUGAAGUUAUGAAUCUGGCCCAUACUUUUCUUCAGAAUUUCUGCCGAGGAAAUCCUCAGAAUCAAGUUCUUCUCCACAAAAAUCUCAAUUUAUUCUUAACUCCGGGACUUCUGGAAGCUGAAACCAUGCGGCAUAUCUUCAUGAAUAAUUACCUUCUGUGUAAUGAAAUUAGUGAAAGAGUGGUGCAGCACUUUGUACACUGUAUUGAGACCCAUGGCCGUCAUGUGGAAUACCUGCGCUUCCUGCAGACCAUUGUAAAAGCAGAUGGCAAAUAUGUGAAAAAAUGCCAGGACAUGGUAAUGACAGAGCUGAUAAAUGGCGGUGAAGAUGUGUUGAUUUUCUACAAUGAUAGAGCAUCGUUUCCAGUCCUGCUCCAGAUGAUGUGCUCAGAGCGAGAUCGAGCGGAUGAGAGUGGACCCUUAGCCUAUCAUGUUACACUAGUGGAAUUGCUGGCAGCUUGCACAGAAGGAAAGAAUGUGUAUACAGAGAUCAAGUGCAAUUCACUCCUGCCACUGGAUGAUAUAGUGAGAGUAGUGACCCAUGAUGACUGUAUACCUGAGGUGAAAAUUGCCUAUGUUAAUUUUGUUAACCACUGUUAUGUGGACACUGAAGUGGAAAUGAAAGAAAUCUAUGCCAGUAACCAUAUUUGGAAAUUAUUUGAGAACUUCCUUGUUGAUAUGGCAAGGGUUUGUAACACAACCACAGAUCGGAAACAUGCAGACACGUCUCUGGAGAAAUAUGUCACUGAGCCAGUAAUGAACAUUGUGAGUGGCUUCUUCAAUUCUCCAUUUUCAGAUAACAGCACAAGCCUCCAGACACAUCAGCCUGUUUUUAUUCAGCUGCUGCAGUCUGCUUUUAGAAUUUAUAACUGUACCUGGCCAAACCCAACUCAGAAAGCCUCAGUGGAGUCAUGUAUCAAAACUUUGGCUGAAGUAGCAAAGAACCGUGGGAUUGCAAUUCCGGUGGAUUUGGACAGCCAGGUUAACACCUUGUUCAUGAAGAGUCACUCUAACAUGGUGCAGAGAGCAGCCAUGGGGUGGAGGAUGUCAGCCCGCAGUGGACCUCGUUUUAAAGAAGCUCUUGGUGGGCCUGCCUGGGAUUACAGGAAUAUCAUAGAAAAACUACAGGAUGUAGUGUCCUCCUUGGAGCAGCAGUUCACUCCCAUGAUGCAGGCUGAAUUUUCAGUGCUGGUUGAUGUGUUGCAUAGUCCAGAGCUACUUUUUCCAGAGGGGAGUGAUGCCAGAAUAAGAUGUGGUGCUUUCAUGUCCAAGUUGAUUAAUCACACAAAGAAGCUAAUGGAGAAAGAAGAGAAGCUCUGCAUUAAAAUUCUUCAGACAUUACGAGAAAUGCUUGACAAGAAAACUAACUUUGCAGAAGAGGGCAACACUUUAAGGAAAAUACUCCUGUAUCGCUAUUUUAAAGGAGACUAUGGAAGUGGUAUGAAUGGGCCGCUGUCUGGUAGCUACAGCAAAACUGCACAAGUGGGAGGUGGAUUUUCGGGACAAGACUCAGAUAAGUCUGGGGUAUCCAUGUUUGAUAUUCAGUGCCUUUUGGAUAAAGAAGGGGCAUCAGAACUAGUCAUAGAUGUUAUAGUAAACACCAAAAAUGACAGAAUCUUCUCAGAAGGCAUUUUGCUUGGUAUUGCAUUGCUUGAAGGUGGAAAUGCACAAACACAGUAUUCAACUUACCAGCAAUUGAAGGAACAAAAAAAGUCAGAAAAAUUCUUUAAAGUCCUGUAUGACCACAUGAAAGCUGCUCAGCAGGAGAUACGAUCAACGGUGACAGUUAACACUAUUGAUUUGGGGACCAAAAAGAAGGAUGAUGAUAGUGACCUAACUGUAUCUGUUCCCAAAAAGAGAGUAAAGGAUUCAACACUCCAUCUGAAAGAAGGUAUGAAAGGACAGUUAACGGAAGCAUCUUCUGCAACUUCCAAGGCUUACUCUGUGUACAGGAGAGAAAUGGACCCAGAAAUAGAUCUUAUAGGCUCAGGAACAGAUGCUGCAAAUGCAGAAGAGAAGUCCACAGAAGAAGCGAUAAUGAGCCCUGCUAUUGCAAUCAUGCAGCCAAUAUUAAGAUUUCUCCAGUUGCUAUGUGAAAACCACAACCGAGAGCUGCAGAAUUUUUUAAGACAUCAGAACAACAAAACAAAUUACAACCUUGUUUGUGAGACUCUUCAAUUUUUGGACUGUAUCUGUGGAAGUACAACAGGUGGACUGGGGUUAUUGGGACUUUACAUCAAUGAGAGGAACGUGGCUCUUGUGAAUCAGACUCUGGAAAGCUUGACUGAAUAUUGCCAAGGUCCAUGCCAUGAAAAUCAGACCUGCAUAGCCACUCAUGAGUCUAAUGGGAUUGAUAUUAUAAUUGCACUCAUCCUGAAUGACAUAAACCCUCUUGGCAAAUACUGCAUGGACUUGGUACUUCAGCUAAAGAACAAUGCCUCCAAGCUUUUGCUGGCUAUUAUGGAAAGCAGGCAUGACAGCGAGAAUGCGGAAAGAAUCCUUUUCAACAUGAGACCAAGGGAACUGGUGGAUGUGAUGAAGAAUGCAUAUAACCAAGGUCUAGAAUGUGACCAUGAGGAGGAGAAUGGAGAUGAUGGCAUCUCUCCAAAAGAUGUUGGCCAUAAUAUCUAUAUAUUGGCACAUCAGUUGGCUCGCCACAAUAAAAUACUGCAGCAGAUGCUGAAGCCAGGUUCAGAUCCAGAUGAAGGAGAUGAAGCCUUGAGGUAUUACGCCAAUCAUACAGCACAGAUAGAGAUUGUUCGUCAUGAUAGAACAAUGGAACAGAUUGUCUUCCCUGUCCCCAAUAUCUGUGAAUUCCUGACUCGGGAAUCCAAAAGUCGUGUAUUCAAUACAACAGAAAGAGAUGAGCAAGGGAGCAAAGUGAAUGAUUUUUUCCAACAAACAGAGGAUCUGUACAAUGAAAUGAAAUGGCAAAAGAAAAUUCGGAAUAAUCCACCCCUGUUCUGGUUUUCUAGACAUAUCUCUCUCUGGGGGAGCAUUUCCUUCAACCUUGCUGUAUUCAUCAAUUUAGCAGUUGCUCUGUUCUACCCCUUUGGAGAUGAUGGAGAUGAAGGCACGCUUUCUCCAUUGUUUUCAGUCCUCCUUUGGAUAGCAGUGGCACUUUGUACAGCGAUGCUGUUUUUCAUCUCGAAGCCUGUUGGUAUUCGACCCUUUUUGGUGUCUGUUAUUCUCAGGUCUAUAUAUACUAUAGGGCUCGGUCCCACCUUGAUACUUCUUGGUGCUGCCAAUCUUUGUAACAAAAUAGUGUUUCUGGUGAGCUUUGUUGGGAACCGUGGAACGUUUACUCGUGGCUACAGAGCGGUCAUCAUGGACAUGGCUUUUCUCUAUCACGUAGCGUAUGUCCUGGUCUGCAUGCUGGGCCUCUGCGUGCAUGAAUUCUUCUAUAGUUUCCUGCUGUUUGAUCUGGUGUACAGAGAAGAGACUCUGCUAAAUGUGAUAAAAAGCGUUACCCGAAAUGGUCGUUCCAUUAUCCUCACUGCAGUGCUAGCACUCAUCCUAGUUUAUCUCUUCUCCAUCAUCGGGUUCCUGUUCUUGAAAGAUGACUUUAUCAUGGAGGUGGACAGGCUGAAAAUCAGGACCCCUGUUGCAGGUAUUGGUGAAGUUCCCACUACAACCCUCACAUCAAUGAUGGGAGCCUGUGCAAAAGAGAACUGUUCUACAAGCAUCCCACUUACUAACCCAGGUGAGGAAGAGGAGGAUGGGAUUGAAAGGACCUGUGACACCCUGCUCAUGUGCAUUGUGACAGUAUUAAACCAAGGCCUGCGAAAUGGCGGUGGCGUGGGAGACGUGCUCAGAAAGCCUUCCAAAGAUGAGCCCUUGUUUGCUGCGCGAGUUGUUUAUGAUCUUCUGUUUUAUUUCAUUGUCAUAAUUAUUGUUCUAAACCUAAUCUUUGGAGUCAUCAUUGAUACAUUCGCUGAUCUCAGGAGUGAAAAACAGAAAAAAGAGGAAAUACUAAAGACAACCUGUUUCAUCUGUGGACUGGAGAGAGACAAAUUUGAUAACAAGACAGUUUCAUUUGAAGAGCAUAUAAAGUCAGAACACAACAUGUGGCAUUAUUUGUAUUUUAUAGUUCUUGUCAAAGUUAAAGAUCCAACUGAAUACACUGGUCCUGAGAGCUAUGUGGCACAAAUGAUUGUGGAGAAGAAUUUAGACUGGUUCCCUCGGAUGAGAGCCAUGUCCCUGGUUAGCAAUGAAGGAGACAGUGAGCAAAAUGAAAUUAGGAACCUGCAAGAGAGGCUGGAGUCAACCAUGAGCCUUGUGAAACAGCUUUCUGGUCAGCUUGCCGAGCUCAAGGAACAGAUGACAGAACAAAGGAAGAAUAAGCAGAGGCUGGGCUUUCUCGGAUCAAACACACCCCAUGUGAAUCAUCACAUGCCACCACCCUGAUACCAGGGGGAGAAGCCGUGACUAGCCUUUCAUCAGUAUUCCUGCUUUAUUAUAGAAUAAAAAGCUGAGAUUGAGAGGAGUGAACAGUGCCUAUUGUUACAAAGUUAAAAACAACCACGUGCCAAGAUGUGAAGUGGUUUCGCUCUGGGAACAAUUUGUAGCUGUUUUUCAUGGUUGAAAGGGACCACAACCUAGAAUGCGAGAGAUGCAAGGGAGACGGUUUGUAUUCAUCCAAGGGGUCCCGCUCAGCUGGGCUCGCGCUCUGCAGCUCAAUGGCUUCAGCAGUAACUGUGUGCGAUGCAUGUCGCGGCAGCGUUCGGCCGCAUCCUUAGAGCUGUCUCAAGAUUUCUCCAUAAAGCAGUGGAAUAACCAUGACGAGCAGAAGGAGAGAAGCUUAUUAGUGCAAAUGCAACAGCCUGGUUCAGAAUCAAUAGCAGUUAUUUCUUGUCUUAUUUGCCAAAUAGCGACAUUAGUCAUAUUUGCUUGGCAUUUACUAUUUUUUAAUUACCAUAAAUAUGUCAGUGGGAAAAGCAAUAAUGUUGCUACAAGUUAACUUCUACUAGGAGGGAAAGGAGAGAAACCUCAAAAGACUGAAAAAAGAAGAAAAAAAAAGAAAGAGUUGCAAAGAGGAACAUUAAUGCUUUUGAAUUUUAGCUGUCACCAUGCAAUUUCUUAUUUAUAACAUGGAGCACAAUGGAUCUACAGCUGUGGGAAUGUUACGCACAUAACACUGACAACAUAACUGGAAGUGAUUUCUUUCUCCUGGAUUCAGAUGGUCUCGAUUAACGUGGCCAUGAGAUUUCACAUGCUGAGGAGUUAAACUGUGUUUUAAAUUCAGGUUCCAGUGGAGGAUUCAGGAAAAAAAAAUAUAUACCUGUAGUUUGAGGUGUGUAUGGGAAAUCUUUUAGUUUCCUGUAAAAAGCUUAGAAACGUCUUCAUAGAUGGAGUCGUAAUGGUGUCAUUACCUUCCAUAAACGCACCAGCAGCGAGAGCUGACUUAGUAAAUAAGCACCAUGUUCUGCCAGCUUUCUUCUGAGCUAAAGGUCCUGGAUUUAACCUUCCUUUGCCCUUCUUGCCUGGGUUCAGGAGCUUGCUGGACUGGCCUCUCCAGUAAGGCCUGGCUGCUGAGGGAGAGGGGGAAAGGGCCGAGCAGGUCCUUUCCUCUCCUAGGCUCGAAGAAAGGCAGCAUCCGAGUCACCUGUACAGGUUUCUGCUCUAUACUGUAUUUUCUGGGAUGGAUUUCUGGAUUUAACAGAGCCCAAGAGGCUUUUAGGAGAGGAUUUUGGGGGCAAAAAUGGGAGUUGUCCCAAUUCACUUUCCUUUUCAGAGGAAUUUGAACAUCUAAUUGUCCUUGGUACCUCUGAAAAUGUCUCCGUUAAGUGGAGGGUUUUAGUAACAGUGCAGUCACUUUCUAAGGCAAAAUAUUUUGCAAUGAUUUCCCUCCAUGACAUUCCUGUUUUGUUAAAACUAUUUUGAUCAAAGGUGAAAAUGUUACUGGUUCCAGUAUUUCUAAAAUAUCUCUAAAGAAAUCCAGUCAUAUUAUUAUGACACAGUUCAAACCAACAGACCUAGAUGAACGGGAAAGGAGGGGCAUUUCCCUCCCUUCAUCCUUUUCUUGGAAGUCAUCUCUUUUGCAUGUCAAUGAACUGGAGGAGAUGAAAAUAAUAUACUUUGGGGUCUGACUGUUCUGUCAUUAGAACAUUUCCCUUUGGCUUCAGUUGGGUUCUUCAAAAACACGGUGUGGAAAGCAGGGUUUUGUGUAUUAUUUUAUGAAAAGAAGAUGUCUAUGCUGAGAACACUGUUGAUUUUCCUUUAGCCCAUAGAGCAUCCUGGUUGAGAGAGGUGACAGCUGUAUCUGGGCUCAGGGUGUGUUUUACCUGUAAAAAGUUCUCCCAGAAACUUAGAUCCAGCCAGCUCUUUGCCUUCACAUACAAAGGUGGUUACCAGCAAUGGUACAAAGGCAAUAAAAGUGAGUCGUGGGGAACCAAACAAUUUCUUGUACCUCUUCUGCUGGUAUCCUGCUCUCAGCCCCAGUGCAGCCAGGCUUUGGCUGGUGCCCCGGCAGAAGGAGUUCUUGAAGGCGACAAAAGCUGGGCUCGAGCUGAUCUAGGCUGCAUUUUUGCAUCCAAGGCAGGAGAUAUAUUUUCCAUUCAGUGUUGUCUGAUCUUGGAGAGAAGGAAUAAAUACAGCUGUGGCCCGGGGAGGUGACAGCAGGAAAUCUAGGCAAGAAGAGAGCUUGCAGCAGAAUACAGAAAAGCAGUUGUCUUCUGUGAAUGGCUGAGAUCUAUUAGGAAUAAAUCUUGGAGCGUGCUUUGCUUUCAUGCUUGCUGUGUACGAGGCCUUGAUGUUCCUGCUCUGAGGAAGCAGUGCUGGUGGAAACCCCUGCAGUAAGCCUUGUCUCUCUGCGAGGAAAGGGCUUCAUGUACCAGUUAGCAUUCAGCACUGGGAGGCUCACAGGGAAUUUAUUCUGGGAGUUGCAUCAGCCACGUGCCUUGCAGCAACCAACCUCCAGUGUAAAAUAAGGCCACAUUUUGUAAAAUAAGGUCACAUUUGCCUCUCUGACUAGACCUAUUGUAAAUCAUGAAGCCAAAAGACAUCCAUGCCAAUGCAAAAAUCAACGUAAGUUUGUAGAAAAUCAGACCCUGCAGCUGUAUUAAUUCAGAUUAGUUUGUGCAGUUCAUCAACUCUAGCCACAGCCUCUGUUUUAAUUGCAGUUUCCUCUUCCUCACAUCCACAUAUGGUUAUUAGAGGUAUAAGGCACAGUUUAUUGGAACUAAGAUACAUUAAAUGAUCGCUAUGUAUUAGGUGGUGGGAUUGGCUAAUACUGGAAGUAGUUGGCACUUUUGUUGUUUACACGUGGAAAAUCAACGGAACCACUGCACAUAAAGAGAGGUUUCUGCCAUUUGAGCUGGAAAACUUGAGAAUCGAUGUGCUUGUGCCCUGAGUUUGUGUCUGCAGUUGCCUGCUGCUAGUGCUCCCUCUGUCCUGCACCCUGACUGACAUCCACCUCGGCUCAAGAGCGCAGCUAUUGCUGUUUAGAAGGAAGAGCUAAAACAUCAAAAAUUACGAGCUAAUGGAUGCUGAUUAGCAUUUGCCACGGCGCCUUUCUGCUCUUCAUAGCUUCUGAGGGAAACCUCCAUGAUUGAUAAAAGUAGGUAAUGCUACUUGCACGGAUUGUAAAUAUAUUUCACUUGAGCAUUUUGACAUUUUUGCUGAUUCUGCCAAAGCUUGGGCCCUAUCCUGCACCUCUCAUCCAUGUGAGCAAUCCAUUCCCAUGCAAGUAGUAACUUCCACAGGAGACUUCUUACAUGAGUAACAGUUGCAGGGGCCAGAGCUCAAGCCUUAAAGAUUGUGAAAUAUCCCCAUCAAUAAGUUUGUAACAAGGGAAAAAAAUCAUUGUUUUAUACAUAAAUUUAUAUGUAUAUCUUUGUUUAAUGCAGCUGGGGUAUCCUCUUUUUAGGCAAGCAUCAUCUGUUAUACCUACCUAUUUAUAUGAAAUGAUUUCAAAGAAGUUAAAACAUCUAAGAGCUUUUAAUGCCUUAGAGGGAUUUAUAAUUGUAUGCUCCUUGACAUUUAAAAUCUACUUAAGUAACUAUGUCCAUUGCUGCUGAAUGUAACUUUUAAUAAAGUGUGUCAUUUUA
Molecule: messenger RNA, 11951 nt
Organism: Rhea pennata
Lineage: Eukaryota; Metazoa; Chordata; Aves; Rheiformes; Rheidae
Gene: ITPR2
Product: inositol 1,4,5-trisphosphate receptor type 2
Exons: 57
Coding region: 208-8310 (2700 amino acids)
Biological process (GO): calcium ion transmembrane transport
Cellular component (GO): membrane; endoplasmic reticulum
Molecular function (GO): inositol 1,4,5 trisphosphate binding; inositol 1,4,5-trisphosphate-gated calcium channel activity
Source: RefSeq, a predicted model, not a curated record